AAAAAAAAAAAAGAAAGAAACCCACCACCACCCCCGCUUGCUUCCAGCAGCCGCAGCAGCGAGGGAGGCAGCCGGAGCAGGCACGGACCCACGGCCGCCCCGGACACGCGGGGAGGGGAGCUGCGGGCAGCCCAAUGGAUCCAAUGGUAAUGAAGAGACCUCAGCUAUAUGGAAUGGGCAAUAACCCUCAUUCUCAGACACAGCAAAGCAGUCCAUACCCGGGGCAGUCAUACGGCCCUCCAGGUCCCCAGCGAUAUCCAAUGGCAAUGCAGGGACGGACCCCAGCUGCCAUGGGUGGAAUGCAGUAUCCACAGCAACAGAUGCCACCUCAGUAUGGUCAGCAAGGUGUAAGUGGCUACUGCCAACAGGGCCAACAGCCAUAUUACAACCAGCAGCCACAGCCUCAGCAUCUGCCACCCCAGGCACAGUAUCUGUCACAGGCCCAGCAGAGGUACCAGACACAGCAGGACAUGUCUCAGGAAGGCUAUGGAACCCGAUCCCAACCCCCUAUGGCCCCAGGAAAGCCCAACCAUGAAGAUCUAAACCUCAUACAACAAGAAAGACCAUCAAGCUUACCAGUUGAAGUCUUGGCCUCGGAGGAUGCUACAUUUGGACACAAGGAUUUAUCUGGCUCCAUUGAUGACUUGCCCACUGGAACGGAGGCAACACUGAGUUCAGCAGUUAGUGCAUCAGGUUCUACAAGCAGCCAGGGAGAGCAGAGCAACCCUGCACAGUCACCUUUUUCACCUCAUGCUUCUCCACAUCUCUCCAGCAUCCCUGGUGGUCCAUCGCCUUCCCCUGUAGGCUCUCCUGUUGGAAGCAAUCAGUCACGAUCUGGUCCAAUUUCUCCUGCAAGUAUUCCAGGCAGUCAGAUGCCACCUCAACCUUCUGGCAGCCAGUCAGAAUCCAGCUCCCAUCCUGCUUUGAGCCAGUCACCAAUGCCACAAGAUCGAGGUUUUAUAGCAAGUAUGCAAAGGAACCCACAAAUGUCCCAGUAUGGACCUCAGCAAACUGGACCUUCCAUGUCGCCGCACCCUUCACCUGGAGGCCAAAUGCAUCCUGGAAUUGGUAGCUUUCAGCAGAGUAAUUCAAGUGGAACGUAUGGGCCUCAAAUGAGCCAGUAUGGACCACAAGGAAAUUAUUCCAGACCACCAACAUACAGUGGGGUGCCCAACACGAGUUACAGUGGCCCAGGACCUGGCAUGGGUAUAAAUGCCAAUAGUCAGAUGCAUGGACAGGGGCCAAGCCAGCCUUGUGGAACCAUGCCCCUGGGACGGAUGCCAUCAGCUGGGAUGCAGAGCAGACCAUUUCCUGGAAACAUGAGCAGUAUGACCCCCAAUUCUCCUGGCAUGUCUCAGCAGGGAGGUCCGGGCAUGGGCCCACCAAUGCCAACUGUGAACCGUAAGGCACAGGAGGCAGCUGCUGCAGUGAUGCAGGCUGCUGCAAACUCCGCUCAGAGCAGGCCACCAUACAUUAGGUCGCCUGCUUAUCCCAGCCAGUCUGGGGCUGGCGGACGCCCCAUGUUUUCUUCACAGCACCCCAACUAUGGCAACGCUCAGGCUCCCAUGAUGCACCAGCCUGAUCAGUACGGGCAAGGCAGUUUUCCUGGCAUGAAUCAGAGUGGUAUUAUGGGAUCCAGUUCUCCUUAUACCCAGCCAAUGAACAACAGCUCUAGCCUGAUGAACCCGCAAGCUCCUCCUUACAGCAUGGCACCUAACAUGGUGAACAGUUCAACAGCACCUAUGGGUCUUGCAGAUAUGAUGACACCUGGUGAGUCCAAACUGCCCCUCCCUCUCAAAGCAGAUGGCAAAGAAGAAGGACCCCCACAGCCUGAGAGCAAGUCAAAGGAUAGCUACAGCUCACAGGGUAUUUCUCAGCCCCCAACCCCAGGCAACCUGCCAGUCCCUUCCCCAAUGUCCCCAAGCUCUGCUAGCAUCUCCUCAUUUCAUGGAGAUGAAAGUGAUAGCAUUAGCAGCCCAGGCUGGCCAAAGACUCCAUCAAGCCCUAAGUCAAGUUCCUCCACCACGACUGGAGAGAAGAUCACAAAAAUCUAUGAGCUGGGAAAUGAGCCUGAGCGCAAAAUGUGGGUAGAUCGAUACCUCACCUUCAUGGAAGAGAGAGGCACACCUGUGGCCAGUCUGCCAGCUGUGGGCAAAAAGCCACUAGAUCUGUUCAGACUGUAUGUCUGUGUCAAGGAGAUUGGAGGCUUAGCGCAGGUUAAUAAAAACAAGAAGUGGCGCGAACUGGCAACCACCCUGAAUGUUGGUACGUCGAGCAGUGCAGCCAGCUCCCUGAAAAAACAAUAUAUUCAGUACCUGUUUGCCUUUGAGUGCAAGAUUGAACGAGGGGAGGAGCCCCCUCCAGAGGUCUUCAGCACUGGAGAUACUAAGAAACAACCUAAGAUUCAGCCGCCAUCUCCUGCUAAUUCCGGUUCCCUGCAAGGUCCACAGACUCCUCAAUCUACUGGUAGUAAUUCCAUGACAGAAGUGCCAGGCGACUUGAAGCCCCCAACACCAGCAUCAACACCUCAUGGACAGAUGACACCUAUACAGGGUGGCAGGAACAGCGCAGUUAGUGUGCAUGAUCCUUUCUCUGAUGUAAGUGACUCAGCAUUCCCGAAGAGAAACUCCAUGACGCCAAAUGCACCGUACCAGCAGGGGAUAAACAUGCCAGAUAUGAUGGGAAGGAUGCCCUAUGAACCGAAUAAGGACCCUUUUGGUGGGAUGAGAAAAGUGCCUGGAAGUAAUGAGCCGUUCAUGACCCCUGGACAGAUGCCCAACAGUGGAAUACAGGACAUGUAUAACCAGACGCCAUCUGGAGCAAUGUCCAACAUGAGCAUGAGCCAGCGACAGCAGUUCUCUUAUGGAAGUGGCUAUGACAGGAGGUCGGAUCAUGGGCUGGGUUCUGAAGGCAGUAUGGGACCACCUGGUCAAAGCAACAUGGUGCCUUCAAACAGUGACCCAAGCAUGUACUCUCCUAAUCGUUACCCUGGCCAGCAAAGGCAUGAACCAUAUGCACAGCAGUACCCAGGACAAGGACCUCCUUCAGGACAACCAGCAUAUGGAGGACAUCAACCUGGAAUGUAUCCACAGCAGCAGAACUACAAGCGUCAUAUGGAUGGCAUGUACGGGCCCCCAGCAAAACGCCACGAAGGAGAAAUGUAUAACAUGCAGUAUGGCAACCAGCAGCAAGAAAUGUAUAACCAGUACAGCAACACUUACUCUGGACCAGACAGGAGGCCUAUGCAGGGACAGUAUCCAUAUCCAUAUAACAGGGAGAGGAUGCAGGGCCCAGGACAAAUACAGCAGCAUGGAAUACCACCCCAAAUGAUAGGCGGCCCCAUGCAGUCAUCAUCCACCAGUGAAGGUCCUCAGCAAAACAUGUGGCCAACCCGAAAUGAUAUGCCUUACCCUUACCAGAACAGGCAAGGCCCUGGAGGCCCCACACAGGCCCCACCCUAUCCAGGGAUGAAUCGCACUGAUGAUAUGAUGGUACCUGAUCAGAGGAUAAACCAUGAGAGUCAGUGGCCUUCUCAUGUCAACCAACGUCAGCCUUCUUAUAUGUCAUCCUCAGCCUCCAUGCAGCCUAUCACUCGACCUCCUCAGUCGUCCUACCAGACACCACCCUCAAUGCCAAACCACAUCUCUAGGGCUCCAAGUCCAGCAUCUUUCCAGCGCUCUUUGGAGAAUCGUAUGUCUCCAAGCAAGUCUCCUUUCCUACCCUCUAUGAAGAUGCAAAAGGUUAUGCCCACAGUUCCAGUAUCACAGGUCACAGGUCCUCCACCCCAGCCACCACCCAUUAGGCGAGAAAUUACCUUCCCUCCAGGCUCUGUAGAAGCAUCGCAGCCAGUCUUAAAACCAAGACGAAAGAUUACCUCAAAAGAUAUUGUAACUCCUGAAGCCUGGCGAGUGAUGAUGUCUCUAAAAUCUGGCCUUUUGGCUGAAAGUACCUGGGCUCUAGACACAAUUAAUAUUCUUCUGUAUGAUGACAGCACUGUUGCUACUUUCAACCUCUCUCAGUUAUCUGGAUUUCUUGAGCUUUUGGUGGAAUAUUUUAGAAAAUGCCUGAUUGACAUUUUUGGAAUCCUUACGGAAUAUGAAGUGGGAGAUCCAGGAAAAAAAGCACUUGAUCACAACACAGCCAAGAAAGAUGACAGCCAGUCCUUAGCAGAGGACACUGUAAAAGAGGAGGAUAAUGAUGAAUGUAUUAAUUAUUUUGAUGAUGAGGAGGAGGAAGAGGAUGAAAAAUCUGAAGGAGAAGAAAAGAGCAUUGUUUUUUCCACUCCUGGUGCCAUUGCUGAUCCAAGUGAGAGGCCAAAACAAGCCAGUAAAUUUGACAAGCUGCCAAUAAAGAUUGUAAAGAAAAAUAAUCUAUUUGUUGUAGACCGAUCUGACAAACUCGGACGUGUUCAGGAAUUUGACAGUGGGCUCCUCCACUGGCAGCUUGGUGGGGGUGACACAACUGAACACAUCCAGACUCAUUUUGAAAGCAAGAUGGAGAUUCCUCCACGCAGGAAAGCACCUCCUCCCUUGAACUCUCCAAACAAAAAGAAGGAUUUGGAGGGGAAAGGUGAAUCUGAAGAACAACAGGAAAAAAGUAUAACGGCCACCAUUGAUGAUGUCCUCUCAGCUCGACCAGGAGCGUUGCCUGAAGACUCGAGCUCUGGUUCCCAGGCAGAGAGCAGUAAAUUUCCCUUUGGAAUCCAUCAAGCCAAAAGCCACCGGAAUAUUAAACUGCUAGAGGAUGAGCCAAGGAGCCGGGAUGAGACUCCUCUAUGCGCCAUAACUCAUUGGCAAGACUCCUUGGCCAAGCGCUGCAUCUGUGUGUCAAAUAUUGUCCGUAGCUUGUCUUUUGUGCCUGGCAACGACGCCGAAAUGUCCAAACAUCCAGGCUUGGUGCUGAUCUUGGGAAAGUUGAUCCUUCUUCACCAUGAGCAUCCAGAAAGAAAGCGAGCACCACAGACAUAUGAGAAAGAGGACGAGGAGGACAAAGGGGUGGCCUGCAGCAAGGAUGAGUGGUGGUGGGACUGCCUCGAAGUCUUGAGGGAUAAUACAUUGGUCACGUUAGCCAACAUUUCUGGACAGCUAGACUUGUCUGCUUACACAGAAAGCAUCUGUUUGCCAAUUUUGGAUGGCUUGCUGCACUGGAUGGUGUGCCCAUCUGCAGAGGCACAGGAUCCUUUUCCAACCGUGGGGCCCAACUCAGUCCUAUCACCUCAAAGACUUGUGCUGGAGACCCUGUGUAAGCUCAGUAUCCAGGACAAUAAUGUGGACCUUAUCUUGGCCACUCCCCCAUUCAGUCGUCAGGAGAAACUCUACGCUACUUUAGUUAGGUACGUUGGGGACCGCAAAAACCCAGUCUGCCGAGAAAUGUCCAUGGCUCUCUUAUCAAACCUUGCACAGGGGGACACAUUAGCGGCAAGGGCAAUAGCUGUGCAGAAGGGAAGCAUCGGAAACUUGAUAAGCUUCCUGGAAGAUGGGGUCACGAUGGCCCAGUACCAGCAGAGCCAACAUAACCUCAUGCACAUGCAGCCGCCUCCUCUGGAGCCACCUAGCGUAGACAUGAUGUGCAGGGCAGCCAAGGCCUUGCUGGCCAUGGCUAGAGUGGACGAGAACCGUUCAGAGUUCCUAUUACACGAGGGUCGUUUGCUGGAUAUCUCAAUAUCUGCUGUCCUGAACUCUCUGGUUGCAUCUGUCAUCUGUGAUGUACUUUUUCAGAUUGGGCAGUUAUGACAUAAGUGAGAAGCCAAGCAUGUGUGAGUGGAGAUUAGAGGGUCACAUAUAACUGGCUGUUUUCUGUUCUUGUUUAUCCAGCGUAGGAAGAAGGAAAAAAAAAUUGCUCCUCUGCCCCAUUCACUAUUUACCAAUUGGGAAUUAAAGAAAUUAUUAAUUUGAACAGUUACGAAGUUAAUAUUUGCUGUCUAUGUGUAUAAGUGCAUCUUUUUAUUUUAUUUUUUUUUAACCAAAGUUGCUGUCUAGUACAUUCAAAGGUCACACUUUUUUUUUUCCAUAGAUUAUCCUUUUCAAUGUUCUUUUCCAUGUUUGUAUUGCAUAUUUUUUGGGAAGCGAACUAGUGACUUAAAAAAAAAAAUGUUGUGGGAAAUCAUUGUACGAUGGGGAAAGAAAAUCUCACCACUUCGAAACGAAAAGGUGAAAAAUAACCAACAUACCAAGUUCCUGUGUGUUUUAUUUUUUCAGAUAAGGAAAAAGUUUUAAAAAACAUGUAAACCAUCACCCAAAGCUCUGUGCAAUAGAAGAUUCUAGUGAUGUAGGUGUAGGGGAUCAAGGAGGGUGUGAGUCAGUAGUCAAAAUACAAAAUGCUAUUGGUUUCUCCACAGGAGAAAUGGUUACAUUAGGGUAGGAGCAAAAUUUAAAAAAAAUAAAAAUUUUAAAGUUAAAAGAUUUUAAAUACAAACCUGACGAUAAACGUAAAUUGCUUCCUCACCAGAACUGUCUUGUCUGCAUCUGUUGUUCGACCUUCCACAAUGACAGUUCUUCACAAUUCCUUUAAUCAUUUUUUAAAUAUUUUUUUAUUGCCUAAGGGCCGUGAUGUAUAUAGAAGUUGUACAUUAAACAUACCCUCAUCUUUUUUUUUUUUUAAGUACAAAGUUUUUAGUUUCUUUUUCAUGAUGUGGUAACUACAAAGUGAUGGUAGAAUUAUUUUUUUUCUUUCAUUUUUGGGCCAUAUCUCCAAAAAAAAAAAAACUAAAAAAAAAAAAAAACCGAGGGUAAUGUACAAGUUUCUGUAUGUAUAAAGUCAUGCUCUAUUUCGGGAGAGCAGCCGAUCACAAUUUGCUUUAUAAAUCAAGGUGUGGAAAUGGUUACGUAUGGAUUGAUCUAAGAAAAAGGUUACCAGUCUACAGACAAAAAAAUAUAUACAGAAAAAAGGAAGAACAACUUCAAAGAUUUUUCAGUGAUGAGAAUCCGCAUUUGUAUUUCAAGAUAAUGUAGUUAAAAAAGAAAAAAACUUGAUGUAAAUUCCUCCUUUUCCUCUGGCUUAAUGAAUAUCAUUUAUUCAGUAUAAAAUCUUUAUAUGUUCCACAUGUUAAGAAUAAAUGUACAUUAAAUCUUGUUAAGCACUGUGA
Molecule: messenger RNA, 7084 nt
Organism: Gavialis gangeticus (Gharial)
Lineage: Eukaryota; Metazoa; Chordata; Crocodylia; Gavialidae
Gene: ARID1B
Product: AT-rich interaction domain 1B
Exons: 23
Coding region: 135-5732 (1865 amino acids)
Biological process (GO): chromatin remodeling; positive regulation of DNA-templated transcription; regulation of transcription by RNA polymerase II
Cellular component (GO): brahma complex; SWI/SNF complex; nucleoplasm
Molecular function (GO): DNA binding; nucleosome binding
Source: RefSeq, a predicted model, not a curated record